Molecule: messenger RNA, 17846 nt
Organism: Podarcis lilfordi (Lilford's wall lizard)
Lineage: Eukaryota; Metazoa; Chordata; Lepidosauria; Squamata; Lacertidae
Source: the annotation of a GenBank genome assembly
ACAGCCCAGAUGCUGAUUUCUCCAACCCACUCUGCCUUUCUGCUGCCUCCCAUUUGAGCCCCAUGAUGGCGACGCCUUCCCCCCCACCGCUUCUUGACCCCGAAGUACUUGCUGAACGCUUUGGUUUCUAUGAUUAUGUCGUCUUUAUAGCCAUGUUGAUCUUCUCUGCAAUAAUCGGCAUUUUCUUUGCCGCCAAGGGAGUAUACAAAUCUCAGAAUGACUAUCUGAUGGCUGGCCGCAGUCUAACUUGUUGGCCAGUUGCAUUGUCCCUCACAGCCAGCUUUAUGUCAGCAGUGACGGUGCUGGGGACCCCAGCUGAGAUCUAUCGCUUUGGGGUCGCUUUUAGUCUCUUCGUUUUCGCCUAUACCAUUAUGGUGCUGAUGUCUGCCGAAGUGUUCCUACCUGUCUACUACCGGCUGCAUAUCAUCAGCACCUAUGAGGUAAGCAGACUUUUAGCAUCUCCUCCCAGGACUGUAUGAAUAAAACCCUCCAGGUUAGCCUAACAACAUACGAUACCCGUAGUAAAUAUACCCCUAAGGCCUUUAAAAAUAAAUCAGGAGACUAUCCAGCAAGUUACUAGUCAACUAAAACAAUUCAGAAUUGGAUCUGGCAAAUCUCAAUGGACAAAGUACAGUAUUUCACAGAGAGAGCUCUGUUCCUGGAAGCUGCCUACUAGGAGUCACAGCUUCAAAGUAGAGCCUCUGAUGAUGAACUGAGCAUGGGGAACGUGCAUUAAACCCUUGAAGUUGGUAGUAUGGAAAUGCUAUUUCUUUCUUUUCCUCCGUUCCAUCUGUUGUUUUUCUGGCACCACUUUCUUAUAUAAAAAGCAGUCAUUUUCUCUAGCCAUGAAGCCACUCCAGGGUCAUCUUUGAAACUCACUUAACUAGAACAGGGGCAGGGAACCUCCAUCCUUUAGAUUAAACUGUCAAGUGACAAAGGUAUUUGAGAGCAGAAGCAGUAAAGGAGUCUAGAAAUGUUGUGAAAUGAUGAAAAGCUGCAGAAUGACUGCUCCCCACAUUAAAUGCCUUUUGCAUGGUUGCGUGCAGCCCCCCGGAUCUCAGUGCGACUCCUGGUAGUUCGGGCUGGCUUCACCCUCCCCAGGCUGGCUACCUGGAGGUCUCUGCCUACCUCAGCCAAUCGCCCAAUCCUGCCUGGGGAGGUGUUGCCAGGUGAUCGGCCAGGUAAGGGGAGGAACCACCCUGCCCACACAACAGAAGGUGAAUCUUACCUGCGAAGCGUCAGUUGGCUCCUGUGACUCAUCUUGAGGAUGACUCAUUCUCUGUAUAAAUAUUGUACAGUGGUACUUCGGGUUAAGUACUUAAUUCGUUCCGGAGGUCCGUUCUUAACCUGAAACUGUUCUUAACCUGAAGCACCACUUUAGCUAAUGGGGCCUCCUGCUGCCACUGCGCUGCCGGAGCACAAUUUCUGUUCCCAUCCUGAAGCAAAGUUCUUAACCCGAGGUAAUAUUUCUGGGUUAGCGGAGUCUGUAACCUGAAGCGUAUGUAACCUGAGGUACCACUGUAUUUGCUUGCAGGCAGACUCAGUGUGGAGCCUAGAGAGUCUGUGUCUGUGUGGUGGAGCCUGUGCUCUGUGAAGCCUGUGCUCAAUGGAAACUCUGUGUAUGCUCUGAAGCUAGUUUAAUCUUCUGUUCGCUAUGCUGUUAUUUGCAAACAAGUUUAUUUUAACUCAGUAAAGCUUUUAUUCUUUUACUGAAUAAGACUGUGUUAUUAAUUUACGCUGUAAGUCACAAAUUUGGCCCUCCAGGCCUCAUUUGGGGAAGCCAUGUCCACCCCCCCUACAUCUAAGUCAUAUAUUACAUCAGGCAUGGUGGGUGCAUAAGGGUGGGGCAUCAAACGAACUAUCAGGAGCUUAAAAUGAGCUCCUGGUGUUCCUUCACUAGAGCAAGAUGUGCUUCCAACUGCCAAUUGGCUGAUGGGAAACAGGAGUGCAUUUUGCUCAAGGAGGGGAAAGAACUGGUGCGGCUCUAAAUACAACAGCAACUUAUUGCAGAUCACGGAGGGUGUUUAACCCUCUCCUCUCAUUCCCUUUCCCUGAUCUGUAGUGCCUCCAUUCCCAGGAGCUGUGUUUAGCUAUUGAGAAGCUCUCUCAGUAAUUUUCCAUAGAACGUCACUGACGAAGUCUGUUCAAAUAGAUAUUUACUCAGAAGUAAGUUUCAGGGAGUUCACUGAGAUCUCACUCCUGAGCAGCUCUGCAUAGAACUGCAGUCUUAAACCUCCCCCCAAAAAGGAAUCGUGUCAGUCCUAUUUCUACAUAUUAGCUACAUUCAUAUGAAUUUGUAUGCUUUGUAUCUAAAAGCAAUUUGUCUCUUUUGCAGUACUUGGAGCUUCGAUACAAUAAAAAAAUGCGUCUGCUUGGAACAGUGAUGUUUAUGAUUUUAACGGUAAGUAAAGCAGAAUUUUUUAUUGAUUAUCCAUACUAAGAACAUAAGGGGAUCCUGCAGGAUAAGGCAAAUGGGGCAUCUAGUCCUUUUCUCACAGUGACCAGUCAGAUGCCUAUGGGAAGUCUGCAAGCAGGACCUCAGUUUAAUAGCACUCUGCCUACCGGCUCUUCAUAGCAGCUGGUAUUCAGAGACAUACUGCCUAUGAGAGUGGAGGUAGAACACAGCCAUUGUGGAUAUUGGCAGGUGAUGGCCUGAUUCUCCAUGAAUUUGUCUAGCUGUCUUUAAAAGUCAUUGAAAUUUAGUGGCCACCACUGUCUCCUGUAGGAGCGAGUUCCAUAGUUUAACUAUGCACUGCAUUUUUGUGUGAAUUUCCCCUACUAUAUACAUUUUUGUAAGCAAUUUCACCUAAUUUUUCUUUGUUAUUCUUGCUAUGUGUUUUUUUUACUGCAUUGGUUACCUAUAAAUAUAAUACAUAAAUAAAUAGUACAGAGACGGAGCAAAAGUCUGUGUGAGCCAAAAGUGUCUUGCGUUGCAUGAACAAAUGCGACUAAGAACUGGACUCGCUCAUUUUGUUUGCACGCUUAUUUCAGUGAUACCGGAGUUUUUGUUGGCAAAAUGCUCACUUAAAACGUGUAAUCAUUAUGUACUUUUCACAGUAUACUGACAAUUGUUUUGAAAUAUCAGGUUGUUGUUUUUACAUACUUCUUACGUUGCUCAGUUUGUUUCAUGGUACUUAAAUCAAACUGGUGCUUUUUCUCAAAGGACUGUGAGGUGGUAGUGUUUCAGCCACAAUAGUAAUGUUAGUAUGUAUGGUAUGUAUAUGUUGUUGUUUGUGUUCUAUGAUUGGUUAUGUUCUUCAACUCCCCUCCCCUCUUUGCCUAAGCACUAUGUGGGCUGUUGAAUAGGACUUGAUGCUUUUGUGCUUGCUCCUUGCAGGGAGGGCAUCCCUGGUGUAGAACAAAUAAUUCUGAGAAAGAACAUCUAACAUGUGUGUUUAUUUCAUCUCCUCAGAUAUUAUACACUGGAAUUGUUAUAUAUUCUCCAUCCCUGGCUUUGAGUCAAGGUAAUGUGAACACAUCGUUUAAAACCAUUAGCAAAGGACAAAAAACUAAUGUUGACUUAGGUGGUUCACUUGUGUGAAAUCUCCAGUACCUUUGUGGAAUGCUUGAGUCAAAUUUUGCUUACCCUGUAGCAUGUGAAUAAUAAGACAAUGAAAUCAAUGCACCUUAUGUAAUAUUUCAAAUAUAUGCGGUAGUUGAAAUAAUAACUCUUAUAGUUUGGCUGUUCAUGAAAUUCUUUUAAUCAUUUGCAGAGGCAUUAUCCUACUGCAGCUGGGUUAGGUCUCAGGCCCUGAGGUUGUCUGGAACAAGACUACACAACAGGUCACAUUGCAGACUCAGGCCCGAAGCACAAUAGCAUUAAGCAAAGUCAAAGUGAAGCAGGGGUCAAGCACAAAGGUGGAGUCCUGAGUCAAACAUAAUCCAAAAGCACAGCUGUGAGGCAGAGGUCAUCCACUAAAAGAUCAGCCAGAACUCAGGUUGCAGGAGUAAUGAGCUGAAAGGCAUAUGUUGUUUCAGCAAGUAGCAGACCUUAACUCCCAAAACUACCUCAGCCUGAACUCCAUGGCACAGAUGCUUUUGAGUGUGAGACCCCCUCUGGUCCCUCUGCUGCUGGAGACAAACUCCAAGGGUCUUUCCAGGGCAUUCCUUGGAGGCAGGCCUGGUGAGAUAUCUCCCUGGAUAGUAGGGUUGGGGUUGGAGGCUCUGUGAGGUCCCGUGGGUCUCCUGGCUCUGGGUCCCACUAUUCAGUGGGGUUUACUUCCAGGUCAGUGUGUACAGGAUUGCAGCUUUUAGUCCUUUUGUAAUGUGAGAGAAGGGAGAAGAAUUAAGGAGAGUCUCACUGAUGAGGGCAUUCUAUAAUCCCACCAGGGUCAGAUUUGAGGAGACCCAGAUUUGAAGCGACCCCCCAAUGCAGUCACACUUUUCCCGCCAAGGAAAGACAAGAGAUGGAGCAGGGCAUAGUGGCAGGCAGACACUGCAAGUGAGAGUCAAAUUUGACUCCUACUAAAAAGUGGCACAGCCGCUCUCCCUCUGCUAAAGUGCUGCUUGAGGUCCUGGUGAGGAGAGCAGAAAAAGCAUCACAGCUGCCAGUAAGAGAUCCUUCUGAGCUAUUAGGACCCCCGACACAAUACCUGGCCUGGCCAACUACAAGCACUAGACUGAAUGUCAUCACCUAGUAGGACUUUUCCCUUAUGGUCACCUGCAUCACCUAUUUAGGGGAAACCUGGAGAAGGGCCUCCUAAUGAUGAUCUUAAGGUAUGGCAGGUAUGUUCUUCCACAGUUCAAGUAUGCUUGCUACUCACCAUCCAAGUAGUAUUUACAUUUCUUGUUUAUAGCAAACUGUAAAUUCAUAAAUGUCAUGAAGAUUUGUAUGUGCACUCAUUGUUUUGUCUUCUUUGCAUUAAUAAAUAAAUAAAUAAACAAUGUUUUACCACAUAUCCCUAGAAAUGUUUCAAAGAAUAUUUAUGUGUUUCCCCUCCCUUUCAGUUACAGGAUUUCAGUUGUGGGGGUCUGUUAUUUCAACAGGAAUAGUCUGCACUUUCUAUUGCACUCUGGUAUGUGAACAGUUCACUUUAAUAAACAUUGUGGUUCCUGGAUUUAUAAAGUAACCUUUAUAAAUAAACAAAUCGAUCCCAACUUUUACUUUCAGAUUUGUUAUAGGAUUCUAUUUUUCAUGAUCUAUGUAUUUAUGUUAUAUCAGCCUUGCAUUCAACCUUGCCUAGAGGCCUUGGGAACAAUGAAUUCCUUGCAGGGAUUUGCUCCACCCCCCUUCUACCAGUAUUCUUGCUAGAAGAGACAUUUUUUACCUUCUUGUCAGUGCUGGUCACUGAGAUAAGAGAAUACAAGUGAUUUCCAGGAGGUCUCCCCCAUCCAAGUGUUGACCAGGUCCAAAUUUUCAGCAAGGUUGUGGCUUCAUGUGCCUUUACACCACAUUAUGAGACUAAAUUUUCUUAGCAGGCUAGUAAAAUAACGUUGGAGGCUAGUAAGUGUUGUGGGCUUAUCUACAAAGCUAUGCUACUAACACAUACAGUACUGGUUUUAUAAUAUUGUAAAGUUCAUGUUUUCCAGAAAAAAACUGCUUAAAAGCUUUGUUUGGUGAGAUGCUGUGAAUUUUCUGUUCAACAUCUCUAGCUCCCUGUCACAGCAAUGUAGUGUGGGUAUAUCAUGGCAUCAGUUACAUAGAUGUCUAAUAUGUGAAUCUCUGGAUGUUUCUAGAAGGAUGCUUAAUAUUGCAAGUGGGUUGUUGGCGACAGGGUUGGGUUGUUGUUUUUUAACUUCAAAAAUUUUCCAUGGAAGGGGUAAAUCUGGAUUAAAUGAGGGAGGAAUACAGACUGACAUUUUGAUGCCAACAAUGUUCUGUGGAUGCUUUAGGAAACUUCCAUACACGAGGAUCCCACAAUAAACACCUGUCUGUAAGAAUCCUGUGUACAAAUAUUCCAUUUCCCAGAUUAAACUGAAGGAAAGAGAAGGAAAUAUAGUUCCUGGAUCUGGUUUAAAAAGUUAAGAAACGCAUUGUGUAACUGGGUAAAAAAGGGAUCAUUUUUCAGUGCUUUAGAGUUAAGAUGGAAAAUUUAUCUUGCCCUCCCAUCCUAUAUUAGUUCUAUGCUGUCAGAAAGGAAUCUUACAUAUAAUUUAGAAUAUGUUUCUUUUCAUAUUCUUUUCAAAUUGAAUCUCAGCCAAUGGCUGAGAUUGUUUGAUUUUCAGCUGAAAUACAAGCAAAGUUCAGCACUUCUUAAAACUUCCUUUUCUGAGGGCAAAUAAAUGUUUAAGCUUAAGCUUAAACAUUUAAGAAGAGUUUGGAUUUGAUAUCCCACUUUAUCACUACCCAAAGGAGUCUCAAAGUGGCCAACAAUCUCCUUUCCCUUCCUCCCCCACAACAAACACUCUGUGAGGUGAGUGGGGCUGAGAGACUUCAGAGAAGUGUGACUGGCCCAAGGUCACCCAGCAGCUGCAUGUGGAGGAGCGGAGACGCGAACUCGGUUCCCCAGAUUACGAGACUACCGCUCUUAACCACUACACCACACUGGCUCUCUUUAAACAUGCUUAAGCUUAACAACUUUAAAAGAGAACAAUUAAGAUUUAUUGAGCAAGGACACCCGAGAUGUUUGUAUAUUGAUUGAUUGUAUUCAAAUGAAUCCCAAAGCGGCUUACAAACAAUAAAUACAGUGGUACCUUGAGUUACAAACACCUCAGGCUACAAACGCUCCAGGUUACAAAUGCCGCUAACCUUGAAGAGUUACCUCGAGUUGAGAACUUUGCUCCAGGAUGAGAAUGGAAAUUGUGUGCUGGCGGCGCAGCAGCGGCAAGAGGCCCCAUUAGCGAAAGCACACCUCUAGUUAAGAACAGUUUCAGGUUAAGAACGGACCUCCGGAAGGAAUUAAGUUCGUAACUAGAGGUACCACUGUAACAGUAACAUAAUGCAGCAUGAUAGAACUUCUAUGCGCAAAUAUAUGUGCAUAUAUCUAUACAGACAGAACUGACUUUUUUUUAACAUAUACUACAUCUGCUUUUCUUGUAUAGGGUGGCCUAAAAGCAGUGGUUUGGACGGAUGUUUUCCAGUUUAUACUGAUGAUAAGUGGGUUUCUAGCCGUGAUUUUUCGAACUUUAGUAAUUAAAGGAGGAUUUACUGCUAUUAUGGAUGAUGCUCGUCAUGGAGGAAGACUAAGACUCUGGGAGUAAGUGUUUCCUUAGUAUGCUACCCAGGACAUUCUUAAAGGUUUUGAAAAGUUUGGGAAUUUACAUUUCAGUGGGUGGACAACUCAAGAGAAAGUAACUCCCUUGAUAAAAUAUCGAUCUCUGAGUGGUAUUAGAACAGCAAAUUAAUGGUAAAGCUUAUAAAUGUGAAAUGCAUACUUGCUUAAGACUUCAGUCCUAUUGGAUUGGUGAUGGGGGAACUGAAGACCUUUCAUCCUGCCUCAUGCUCCUGCUCUUUCUGAUAGAGCAGGAGUGAGGGUGGAGGUGCAUAUUUGGAAUCUUCUAUCCUAUUUCCACUUUGGGGGGGGGGACCUGUAUCCUUCCCAUUGUUCCUAAUGGCAGGAAAAUAAAAGGAAUUGAUUUAUGCCAGCUCCUGGAUUGGCAUAAAUCUCUCCUUGUUUGCAAUCAUGUCAAUGGACUGGGAAGGCUAUGGCCCUCCCACAGCAAACCCACCCCCUUCUGGCUAUAUUGAUGUCAGAGCUCUGAAAUCAGUAGAGCACAGGCUAUCAAGUAGAGGAAUUUCAUUCAAAGUUCUAACAUUCCCCCUUUUCUCCACUGAAUUCUUCAUUUUUUUUUUCCAUGUCAGAAUUUGCACAUUACUUUUAUAUGCCUUUUUUCCUCUUAGCUUUAACCUAAGCCCUCUGCAAAGGCAUACUGUGUGGACAGUUACCAUUGGCGGCAGUUUCACUUGGCUUGGCAUAUAUGGAGUAAAUCAGUCUCAGGUUCAACGGUACCUUGCUUGCAAAUCAAGACUUCAUGCAAAACUGUAAGACUACAUAUUGUAAAUCCAUUCUUUCAGUCCAAAUAUUCUCAGGUGCACUAGCGGAUUACUCAUGUGCUUCUGUGAGGAUUGUUUGAUCUGUGUUUCAACUUAUGGGUGCUGGAUAUGUGAUUUAUUUCCCAUGCAACAUCUUUUUUUUUGCAUGGACUUCACCCAGAAAUGUGAUCAUAGAACCUUAGAGUUGGACGAGAUCCAAGGGCCAAUCUAGUUCAACCCCCUGCAAUGCAGGAAUCCUAGCUAAAGCAUCCAUGACAGAUACUUACCCAACCUCUGCUUAAAAAUCUCCAAGGAAGGAGAGUCCACCACCUCUUGUGGGAAUCUGUUCCACUCUUGAUCAGCUCUUACUGAUUUGCAAACAGAAGCUGGUUUCCAGUUAUGGAAAGUGAUUAUUGAGUACUUUGUCAUUUUGCUGAAUCUGCUUUGCUGAAUCUAUUAAGGCGCACUAAGUUGCAUAUUUGCUAAAAUCCUCUUGAAGUUAUGUAAGUUUCUACUUUGCAAAAUGAUAAAGUGAAAUUAGAUAUCAGGGUUUGGUUUAGCAAUAAACUGUAGUCUUGCCAAUCCAUGAAAUAUCUUCUAAAUCAGGAAGAGAAUUUCAAAGGUAGUCCUACUGGACAGCAAAGUUGUCCAAACAUUUGGUGGUGUGCGCUGUAAUUAAUUAAAAGCACUUUGCAUUAAUUUGUAGGGGUUACCUUGUACCUUAGGCAUGAUGUAUUUGCAGCUGUGUUCAUAGUAUCAUAGAGUUGGAACGCACCCCAGUGAAUCUCUGUUUUCAUAUAAUUUGCGCAAGAACAAUGCUUCUUUAACCUACUUUUCUGACAUUUUCUUACAGCUCUCUUUAUUUAAAUCUUAUGGGACUUUGUCUAACUCUUAGUUCUGCAGUAUUCAGUGGACUCUCAAUGUACUCCAUAUACAAGGAUUGUGAUCCAUGGACUUCAGGCUUUGUGGCAGCACCAGAUCAGGUUUAGUAUUACUGUCAAGUGAUACAGUUACACACAGAAUAGAUCAGACUCAUAUUUAUCUUCCAUGUAACUAAGUUUUAAGAAGGCCUUUUGGAAAGAUAACAUAAUCAGCAAGUUAUGAUUGUCAGGGACAAGGAAAACUGCCACUUUACUUGAAAUAAUAGACAGAUAUAAUAAAAUCAUGAAGCAAGGAACCCUCUCAUUCCCAAACAAAGUGGGAAUUUCAAAUAGGCAUCUUCUGUAGGAAGAAAUAAUAUAUGUUUAUGCAGCCAGGUUGGUUCAGUACAAUUACUUGCCUAUUUGGCUUGCGAGGCAUCUACUCAUGGACCUGGUCUCUCCUAUUUGUCCAAAGCAGGGAUAUGUGAUCAGAUUUUUUCCUGUAACUUUCCCCUCUGCAGCCUCUUCCUCCAGUUCAAAUAUGUCUCUCGCUUCUCCUUAUUACUCUGCUUUGAGCUCAUACCUGUUUCUCCUUGUACUUUUCCUCCCAGUUCACCUGUGUUCUCCCUCCUUCCUCGCCUUCUACAUGCUCUCCACAACUCCUCUGGUCCCUUCUUUAUCUUUAGUGCUUUGAAUUCACCCUGUGGUCUUGCCUCCCUCGCUUCUUUCAGCUGCAAGUGAUCACACCCCUUUAAAAAUGGGUUUCUAAGCCCACGGAGAAAACUAGGAAGCCUUUCAAGUGGUCUGUAUGCCAGCCCCACCAAGCUUUUUCAAUGCCUGGGCCACUCCAGCUGUGCGUCAGUCUUCCAUGUUAUGGCAAAGAAUAUGCUCAGAAUGUAAGCACAUAGUGCCACACCCUGUGAAUCUCAGCCACAGUAGUGUUUGAGUAGGAAGCACCCAAAAUGCCAAGGUGUCCUCUGUGUUUGGUAGCCAGUGUACAUUUUGCCCUGAAGCUACCACCUUUCUCAAAGGGUUUACAUGGAACUUAGCUGGAGUAACAAAUCGUUCUCAGCAAACAAAGGGUACUUUUCCCAACCUAGUGUGCUAUGUUUAAUAAUCAAUGGAAUAUGUGUGUGUGUGUGUGUGUGUGUGUGUGUGUGUUCAGUGUUACAAGCACAUGCACAAACCUAAAUAAUUUCAAGAUAGAUUUUUAUUUCAAACCAUGAUUGAGUUUCUAAACUUCAAAUCAAAAAAGUUUACUAUUUCUCAAUGGUGAAUUUUUUUUAGCUCAUGCCGUAUUUCGUGUUGGAGAUUUUGGGUGACUAUCCAGGAGUUCCAGGACUUUUUGUGGCUGGGACUUACAGUGGGACAUUAAGGUGAGUUUCAGUGGGACAUCCAGGUCAUUUUUAAGUGACCCUAGGUCUAGAUUCUAGAAAGUUACUGGCGACUUUCAGCCAAUUUUUAAAACGAUAAAUCAAUGUCUCUCGGGCCAAACUAAGCAUUAUGCUGAACACACAGUUGAUAUUGCAUUUUAAAAAAAAUAUUCAAUAGCAGUUUUGAAGGGAGCUCAAGUGGAACCGCAGGAAGUGAGUUUAACCCUUUCCCUCUAUACUGCAGACCUGAUUAAAAUCUGCUAUUUGGCACUGGAGGAAAGCUGAUUGACCUUCCUCACAGUUGCUGUUUAAAGUUAAAACAGGAAAACGUUCAUUAAUGCAAGAUGAGCCAAAGAUCCCUCUAGUCCGGCAUCCUGACUUAAAGUAGCCAGCCACAUAUCUAAUGGGAAACAUGCAGGCAGGACCUGAGCGCAACAGCACUUGCCCCUCCUGUGGUUUCCAGCACCACCUCCAAUGGUGGAAGUAGAAUGUAGCUGUUGAGGUCAGUAGCCAUAAACAGUCAUAUCCUCCGUUAGUCCGGUCCCCUGUUAAAGUCAUCCAAGUUGGUGGCCUUCGCUCCAUCAGGUGGUAGUGAAUUUCAUAGUUUCACUUUUGUCUGUCCUGAAUCGGUCAACAUUCAGCUUCAUUGGAUGGCAAAAAUGGAUAGUAUCAUGAUAUAACAUGCAGUGUGACUCUCAAUCAUAUGUAUAGUGGUACCUCUGGUUAAGAACCCAAUAGUUAAGAACUUAAGCUCCCACCGCCUACCGGAAAGGGCACCGCUGUUCCAGUUCCUUUGUGGAGCCUCUGCCAUCCCGCAACGCCGCCGCACCAAGGCGGGUGAGCGGACUUAGUUGCCUCAUCACAGCCUCACUGGCACUGUGGUGCUUUUGGGUAUAUUAGCUCUGUGACUUGGCACGAGUACCUUGUCAUGAAUUGUUACUGCAAAUGACCAGCUCACCAAGUGGUUAAUGUAGGAAAGUCUUACCACUUUUAGCACACAUCGGGCUCAGUGGCAGGAAAAGCUCUCAUCAAGCUUUCAUAAAUACAGAUGACAGACUGAGAAUACGAUGAAAAGCCAUUACCACUUUGUGAAUUGUAUUGGGACAAUGUUUCUGUCGUAGCUCAAGUUUUGUUCCUCCCCAUCCCUGCUCCCAAAAUUAUAUCAGUUUUAAAAUAUUUGUGCAACCGCAACACAAAUGCAAACCUCAGAAAAUUUUAAUUUUAUAUUCUUUAGUACAGUGUCAUCCAGCAUCAAUGCAUUAGCUGCUGUAACAAUUGAAGACCUCAUUAGACCUCAUUUUAAGAUGUCUGACACAAGCAUGUCAUGGAUUUCCAUAGGAAUGAGUAAGUUUGUAUGUGAUAUUUUAUGUUUUUAAAUAAAAAAUCCCAUUUUUUCUCAUUAACUGUAGAAGUUAAGAUACAUUAAAAAAUCUGAGUGAGGCUUAGACAUAAUAAAUGCAGCUGUCUCAUUGCUAUAUAGGAUUAUGCCUUGUAUAUAGAAUAAAACACUAAAAUCCAAAUGGAAAAAUGACUUCAAAUGUGUAAUAAAGGAAACUCACUGGACAGCUAUGUGGAAUAAGCCACCCUUUGUUUCUGGUUUGGACAUCAUGUCAGGGCAGAUUUUGCCUUAUUUACCAACACCAUGACAGGACCAGUGGAGGAACAGAGUGGAGCAAGAACUUAGUGUGUGCCAGCAUGCUGCAUGUUAAACCAUAGUUUUGUAAAUCUAUAGUUCAAUGUGACAAGUGAAAUGGGUCUGUGUCUUCCAUCUGCUCUUUGUAGGCUUGUUUACAUACAGUUUUGCACAGUGAUUGUUUAGAGCAGAGAUAAGUGGCCUAUGGCCCUUCAGAUGUUGUUUAACUCCAACUCCCAUCAGUCCCAGAAAACAUGACCAGUAAUUAGGGAUGAUGAGAGCUAUAGUCCCACAACAUUCGGAGGGCCACACAGCAGAAAUGCAAUUUCUCAGACUACACAGCAGAAAUGCAAUUUCAACCGAUGCAGACAUUAUUGCUUUAGUACCAGACCAACCUGUCCCUCUGAUUUGCAGAACAUUUAGCCUUAUGAAGAAUUCUGGUGGUUGUGGGCUCCAAAAGUUGACCAAAGGAAAAGGACUUUAUAACUUUUCAAAAUAGAAGUGGCAGCUGACAUGCUAAUGUAACCUACCUCUUUCUCUGCUUAGGUUACACAGUGGUUUCUCUCUGAUAAAAGCUUAUUUAUUUGGCAUGCAGAGGAUAGGCCCCAAGAGAUUAUGUCAUUGUUUCUGCUGUGAAAUGUGGUAGAGCUUUGUCCCAGCCCAUCUACUUGUUUGCCCUAUACUCUCUGUUGGUGCCUGUGCUGCCUACAGCUUCAUGCGAUGCCUGUGGAAAAUGUAUGAUCACUACCUGUUGUAUUUCCACUGCAGCUAUGGGGCUGCACAGGGCCACCUGAUGCUCAGAAAAAAGGAGACCACCUAAAAUUGCCAAUACAGCAGCCAAAAUGCUGGGCCAUAAUUAGGCUGCAAGUUAGCCAUACCCAAUGUACAGUAAAUUAUUAUAAUCCAUGAUAACAUAGGAUUUCCAUUUUUAUGCAUGAUAAUCAUAUAAUUAAACCAGUCUGUUACAUAUAUGAAUAAACCAUAUAAACUUUGCAUAAAUUUAUUCAUUUAGACCUGCUUUUUGGUGCAGUGUGCCUUGCCAUGGCUGGCGUAGCAUCCAAGAUGGGUGGUUUGUUACAGGUAAGCAUUUAACGGUUAUUCUUAGACUUCUAGUUUUUAGAAGAAUUUGCUUAGAUUAUGUGAAUCUAAUUAUAUAUUCUAUAUUCCUCAUUAAGUGCUCUGCUGGCAAGUUCAGUGGCUAAGGGGUUGCGUUCUGACUCUCAGAGGAAGGAAGAGGGGCAGUGGCCUGAGCUAAGCACCUGCACUGCCAAAACUGUCAGCAGAGCUGCUGGUUUUAAAACAGUGAGAAAAGGGGGGGGGGGAGGAGUGUCGCUGCUGAUGUGUCAAGCUUCGCCAUCACCUGAAAUGGCAGGUUUCUUGGAGCUGUAUCUUUUUGAAGGGCCUCUCCUAAAAAGCCCUUCCAUAGUCAAAUGAACUUCAAAGCAGGGUGAAAGAAAAACAGAACUUAUACUUUUUGCUAAUUUACUUUUUGUUUUUGCUAGUCCCUGUAUUUACUAACCACCUUGAUUUUGUUCCAUCCUUCAGGCUGCGCUCAGUAUUUUUGGAAUACUUGGUGGACCUCUUUUGGGAAUAUUUUCUAUGGGCAUCCUUUUACCUUUUGCAAAUCCUACAGUAAGUAAUUCUUUUGUCUUCUGCUUCUUAAUAUGCAAUGGUAUAAGAGAGCUCAUUUUAUACUUUAAUAUUUUAGCAGUCCACAGAGUAUUUAUAGUGCUUUCAUUAUUUAGUAACUUUACACGCACACAUGAUUUGUUCACACAUAAUGCAAAGCUAUGGUUUUGCAUUCUGUCAACAGGCAUUCAGGAGCCCAGUGCUCAUUCACUCUCCUCCUCUUGUCUUCUUGUCUUGUCUUCUUGUUUGUAAUGAUUCCUUGCUGCCUACCCUACUUUGAGACAAACCAUUGCUUGCCAUUUUGUCUUAUCCAGAAAGGUAUGGUUUGGCAUUAAUGAGGAUAGGAGACAGGAAACGGUUGCACACUAGGGAAGAGAAAGUCUGUAAGCCUAGAUUCCUGACUUCAUGAAUAAUGGUUUGAGGUGAUGUCUUAACCACCCCAGAAUAAAAAAAAGUGGAACGAAUGCUGUCAUCCCCCUGAUCAAAAUGCUGAUGGAGAUAUUGAGAUGAAGAAUGAAAUGAAGCAUUUGAAAGAGGAAAUAGAGUUAACGUCUUAUUUCAACUACCCUUACAUAGUCUGGCUACAUAUGUGUUACACUCAUGACAAAGAAAUAACAAAAUUCUUUAUAUCCUAAGUGACUGUAGCAGAAUGAGUUUAAAAAACAGGUGCCCAAACACUAGCCUCCAGGAAUCCUGUAUUUGAUUAGGUGAUUUUAAACAUUAGAGUCAGAACCUUUUUUGAAAGGAUUUGUCCCUAUUGUUCAUGCUGAGUUUACAUUGUGUGUAAUUUUCUACUUCUCAGGGUGCAUUUUCAGGUCUCCUGUGUGGAUUUAUUGUUACAUUAUGGGUUGGACUUGGGGCUAUCAAAUACCCUCCCUCUCGUGACAAAACAUUGCCGUUACCCCUUUCAACAGCAGGCUGUCGGAAAUACAAUGUUACUCUCACCACGCCAUUAACUACUACUGUGCAUACUACACCUGCUCAAAGGUAUGCAUAAGACUUCAAUUAUAUGUUAGAUAUGGUUGAAUGAUGUUCGAUAUGGUUGAAUGAUGUUUUUUACACAGAGUGUUUUAUCAAGCUCUUGUGGGCCUCUUAGGACUUCCUUUGGGAAAGCAAAAGCAUGGCAUAGGCAUUAAAUGUGAAAUGAAAUGAUACACUGAAUGUGGGACUACAUUCUAAUUAAACAAUGAGGGCUUAUUUGCUGGAAUAAUGUCCCUUUGUCCACUGGCAUAUUAAUGCUUUAAGAUUAUCUUCAAAAUAACUAGAGUUUAACCAAAUUUACUUGAGGGUUUUUUUUGUCUGUCUGGAGGCUUUUGCUAAUCAGUUUCAUUAGAUGAUGCCAAGUUUGGGUUAUUUAUUUAUUUUAGUUAUUAUUUAUUAAAUUUAUAUCCUUGGCUUCCACUCAAAGGUGUGUUUGUUACUUACCCAUAGAACAGAAAAUUAAAGUGUUGUGCCAGUAUCUGUACUAUCUCUUUAAGACUACAUGCUGACUGUUCAAUCCUAUAUAUGUCUGUGCAGAAAUAAGUCCUACUGAGUUCAGUGGGGCUUACUCUCCAGUAAGUGUAUAUAGGAUUGCAGCCUUUGUCACUUUAAAUUACAGUAUGCUUAAGCUAAUUUUUGGAUAUCAAUACAGCAUAAUUUUGGAAGGAAAUGUUUUUUCCCCUUUUCAGAACUUUUCUUCAGGAGUAUUGGUACUCGCUGUCCUAUCUGUACUUUAGCACAUUAGGAACUUUGAUCACAUUCAUUGUGGGAGCCAUCGUAAGUGCAAUGACAGGUAAUAUUUUUUCUAGUUUUGAUUAAGCUUUGAUUAAAGCAUAGAAAUCCGCAGUCUGAAGCUCAUUUGAAUUUGUAUUGCUAUAUAUCUUUAAUGAAGCAAAACAUGCAUGUAAAGUAGUAUUCAGGGAGCUGCAUCUAUGAUAACGUGUUCAAAAUUUAUCCUGACCCAAGUGUAGUCAAAAUAUUUUGAUUAUUUUGAAAACAGGACUGUUAAGAAGUUACCCAUUGGAAUGGAGAUCAUAUUUGAAUAGAUGAUUUCGUUCCUGGGAGUGUACUGUAUGUCCCUUUCUGGAGAAAGAGCUCUCAUCUUGGAGAGGUAGAUCUGAUGUCAAACACCACCUCCUCACCAUUAUGGAAGCUUCUAUGACCCUUCCUCUACUAAUGCCAUCAUUUGUGCUUUGACAUCAUUUAGGCCAAAAAAGAGGCAUGGUGAUCCAAUAAAAUGGAAUGUUGUUUCUUACCAUUCUUUACCCAGGGGAAGGGGGAGCAGCUCCUCCCUCUAGCUCCAAUACAGUAGUACCUCGGGUUACAGACGCUUCAGGUUACAGACGCUCCAGGUUACAGACUCCGCUAACCCAGAAAUAGUACCUCGGGUUAAGAACUUUGCUUCAGGAUGAGAACAGAAAUCGUGCUCUGGCGGCGCGGCGGCAGUGGGAGGCCCCAUUAGCUAAACCUGGUACCUCAGGUUAAGAACAGUUUCAGGUUAAGAACAGACCUCGAGAAUGAAUUAAGUUCUUAACCCGAAGUACCACUGCACAAAGGACUAAGCAGAUUUCUUAAGAUAUACUUUGUUGUGAGGGAGCAUCGCAAGAUGCAGCACAGUGACAAACCACAAUAAUUCUCAAUAAGAAAUUGAGGAAACAUAAAAGACACACCUGAAUGUUCACCUCAGAAGUCAACAGAUGAACUGCUUCUGUUUCUAUCUCAAACUCCUUUAGAAUUGCUAAGUUAAAAGCAGAUUUUCAAAGCUGGGUUCUAAGGCCUCGGAGGUGAGCAACUUCCAUGAGGUACACAAAUAUGGUAUGGGGGAAAAUAAAACUAGGAAGAAAGGAAAAACAAACAAUGAAUUUCCCAUAAAGCUCACCAUCGCCAUUUUGUGUCAUAUUAUAUAUUGCACUUAAAGCGUUUUAUUUGCAGCUGUAUAGCUGAGUCAAUGUUACUAGUAUGACAUAGUAGAAAGAAUAAUGGGGCAAGGUAGGGCAAGGGAGUAAGGACUCAGUGGGCAGGCUGAAGCCCACCUGAAAGUAGUUCCAGGCCCCCUGGUUGGUUCCAGCUCACUCUUUGAGCAACACUGUUCUAGCAUGUUAGUCCUGGAAACCUAGUAGUUGUAAAUAAAUAGGUAGUGCAAGUAAAUAAAUAGGUACGCUGUGGUGGGUAGGUAAAUUGCGUUCCUGUGCGCUCUGGCUUCUGUCACAGUGUCCCAUUGCGCCAGAAGUGGUUUAGUCAUGCUGGCCACAUGACCCGGAAAGCUGUGGACAAACGCCAGCUUCCUCAGCCUGAAAAGCGAGAUGAGCGCUGUGCCCCAUAGCCUCCUUUGAUUGGACUUAACCAUCCAGGAGUCCUUUACUUGGAAACAAGUUUAUCAUAUCUGACAUAUGGCAAGGAGAUAGCUUUGGAAAUAAUCUUCUUUGCCUCACAUGACAUAAGAUUGCUGAGUAGCUAUAGAGCAAUUUCUAAAUUCCAUCUUUCCAUCUAAAUUCCAUUCUCUCCAGAGGGGAGUGAGCAUGAGUGGGUCAUAUCUGUGCUGGAACUGAAUUGCCUUGUGUGAGAUCAUGUUGUUAAUCCAACUAUCUUCUAGGAGGAUUUCAGCAAACCGUGGAAAGCAGACUUCUCUUUGGCAAAGAAGACUUUAUAGGCAACUUUGUGUUUUGGAAAUCUAAGUGGGUAAGUAUGCUUUUGUAAGUCUUUCUCAUAUGUAUUUCAUAGGCAGAUAGUGUCCACCCAUCUAGAUAUCCUGUUUGUUUUCAGAACUUAAUCUCAGACAUUUUGUGAAGCAUGCUUAUAGUAGAAGCAUGAAACAUAUUGGCCUCUGCCAAAAAAAAUCCUCAUGUGAAGUACCAGCUCCAUCAAAAUAUAUUCCUGUUUGCUCAUCACCCUUUAAUAUGUACUCCCUUGCUCUACUUCAUGGCAUGAGUAGAUAGGAUCUAACAGCAGGUGCCAAAUGUACACACACAAGAGCUGUAUGUAGUUUUUGCCUACACAAUGCUUUUGAAUGUGCAAGAUCUAAUCUAGAGUGUAAUCUAAGAAGUCUUAUUUUAACAUACACACACCAUUUACUGGAGUGGAGUCAAGCAAGGUUAUACACGUUGGCCUCAGAUUUUACACUUAAGACCAUUGAAAUUAGUGGUCUUAAGUGUAGUUGACUCUGCACUGGACUAUGGUUAUAAAGAGAAAACUAGGUUUUUUCUUAUACAUGUGACUUUAUGACCAUUACAUUUUCAGGUACAGCUGUAUGAAAAGCUUCAUCCAAAAGUUAAUCCAGAGGAGACAGUGGUUUCUGAAGGUGCUGUAGAAGGUACCACGGAUGACACGGAAGGGGGGAAAUAGAAGUGCACAACAAUUAACGCAGUGGAGUACAAAGUCCAGCAAUGUUUCAUUUUAUUCAUUGUAUUUAAAAAUAGAAAUUUUGGUGUGUGUUUUUUCAAUAAAUCUGUAUUGAAGCA